GGGGAGGAGCCCAAAGGGAUUGUGGGAGGGAGGCGCCUUCCUUUCCGUCUGGCGGCAGCCAUCAGGUAAGCCAAGAUGGGUGCAUACAAGUACAUCCAGGAGCUGUGGAGGAAGAAGCAGUCCGACGUAAUGCGUUUUCUCCUGAGGGUCCGCUGCUGGCAGUACCGCCAGCUGUCGGCGCUGCACAGGGCUCCCCGCCCCACCCGGCCGGAUAAAGCGCGCAGACUGGGAUACAAGGCCAAGCAAGGGUAUGUCAUAUACAGGAUUCGUGUGCGCCGGGGUGGCCGCAAACGCCCAGUUCCUAAGGGUGCAACCUAUGGCAAACCUGUCCAUCACGGUGUUAACCAGCUCAAGUUUGCUCGAAGCCUUCAGUCUGUUGCAGAGGUAAAUGGUUUUGAGUAG
This is a messenger RNA of Galeopterus variegatus (Sunda flying lemur), 402 nucleotides long. It is a transcript of the gene RPL15, whose product is annotated as ribosomal protein L15. Gene Ontology annotation, cellular component: cytosolic large ribosomal subunit; ribosome. The record is from RefSeq and is a predicted model, not a curated record. The transcript has 3 exons. Gene Ontology annotation, biological process: cytoplasmic translation. NCBI's taxonomy places the organism in Eukaryota, Metazoa, Chordata, Mammalia, Dermoptera, Cynocephalidae. Gene Ontology annotation, molecular function: structural constituent of ribosome; RNA binding. Bases 76 to 402 code for a protein of 108 amino acids.